AUGACCACAACAAAACUCACCCCUCUGGCCCAACUUCAAGUGCUCAAACACCUCAUACCCGCACAUGGCCUAACACCCAACACUUCGAUACAAAACAAACCUCUCCUGAUCUACAAAUCCUGUUUCCGUUCCACGACCUCCGCCAGCCAGAUCGAAUCCCAUCUGGAAUCCACUGGCGUCGUAAUACCUCAAUGGCGCUAUACAAUGUACUCGACCUCUCACUUCCACAGUACUUCACACGAAGUCCUUUGCAUUUCGCACGGCAAAGCCAAACUCUGCUUCGGGCACGAAGACAAUCCGGAACGCGUGGAAGAAGUUGUUGAGAAGGGAGAUGUGGUUGUUGUACCUGCGGGCGUGGCGCAUAGGCUGUGGGAGGAUGUGAGCGGAGGCUUUGAGAUGGUGGGGAGUUAUCCGGAAGGUUGUCAAUGGGAUAUGUGUUAUGGGCGGGAAGGGGAGGAGGGGAAAGUGAAGGGUAUUGAGAGUUUGGGCUGGUUUGCGAAGGAUCCGAUUUAUGGGGACGAGGGGCCUGCGCUGGAUGUUUGA
Molecule: messenger RNA, 543 nt
Organism: Cercospora beticola
Lineage: Eukaryota; Fungi; Ascomycota; Dothideomycetes; Mycosphaerellales; Mycosphaerellaceae
Product: cupin domain-containing protein
Source: RefSeq, a predicted model, not a curated record